Molecule: messenger RNA, 1806 nt
Organism: Chara braunii
Lineage: Eukaryota; Viridiplantae; Streptophyta; Charophyceae; Charales; Characeae
Source: the annotation of a GenBank genome assembly
CUAUUUGGGUGCGCUAGUCACUUAGUUCGGCAUAUCUGACGAACUCACUCGAUCACUGGUGGAAGCCUAUCAGGGAGAUCCAGUUAUGUCAGAGAUCAUCAGUAGAUUCCAAGCAAAGGACAAAAAGACUUCAGACGAAUUUACGACGGUAGAUGGCUUGCUGUUUCUCGAGAAGGCAGUGAAUAAAAGACUAUGUGUUGCUAAUGGUGAGUCUUUACGUAGUUUAUUUUUAGGAGAAUGUCAUGAUGCAACUGGUCAUUUUGGCUAUAGGAAGACAUCACCGAACUUUGUGCAGAGAUUCUGGUGGCCCUCUAUGAUGGAAGAUGCGAAACGCUAUGUUGAAACCUGCGAGGUUUGUCAAAGGGACAAAUUAAGGACUCAGGCGCCGCUUGGGCUGAUCAAGCCCUUGCCGAUUCCUGAAGGACCAGGCCAAAGUGUGUCCACGGAUUUCAUGGAUGCCCUGAUGACCAGCAGGUCUGGAAAAAGACACAUCUUUGUUAUAGUGGAUCGCUUUACUAAGUAUGCAAGACUAAUCGCUAUGCCUGGAACUGCUAAAACUGACUUUGUCAUCAAACUCUUCAUGGACAACUGGGUAAGGGAUUUCGGUUUACCUACGUCUAUUGUUAGUGAUAGGGAUGUAAGAUUCACGAGCGAACCGUGGCAGUCUACUGCUGAACAAAUGGGCACAAAACUCCAAAUGACUUCAGGGAAUCAUCCUGAGUCAAAUGGUCAAGCGGAACAGAUGAAUCGAGUCGUACAGUACCUGCUUAGGCACUAUAUCAAGCCAAGUCAGGACGACUGGGACGAGAAACUACCUCUCGUUGCCAGCCUGUACAAUAACGUUGUGCAUAGUACUACAGGCAUGACUCCCAACCAAUUGCAUCUUGGUUGGAAGCCGCGAACUGCCCUUGACUUUCUGCUACCAGAAAGAGAACCCACUGCAGCACCCGGCAGCAUAGACUUUGUUGUCAAGUAUGAACAGAUGCUGCAGCAGGCCGUUGAACAUAUCAUAAAAUCUCAGGAAGCAAUGAUUGCAUCUGAGAAUAAGCAUAGACGGUCUUCUAACUUUCAGGUAGGCGAGAGAGUCUGGGUUAAGUCCGUUGAGCUUGGUCAGGAGUUAGGCAUAUCCCGCAAGCUAAUGCCACCGUACUUUCAGCCCUGGGAGAUCUUAGACAUUGUAGAAGAUCAACCAGACGGUCCUUCAUAUGCAAUCCGCAUCCCACCUCACUUGCGUACCUACCCUGUGUUCCAUGCCUCUAAGCUAGCACCUUUUGCUGCCACUGAGCAGUUUCCCUCCAGAAGAUCAAUGCUGCCCCCAACCAUGGAUGGCGAAGUGGACGUGGACCAGAUCAUUGAGCAUCGAGUGAUGCCUGUUCCUCGGCCAUCGGGCAGAGGGAGCCCUCCGAAGCCGAGAAUGCAGUAUCGUGUGAGCUUCAGACAUCAUCUGGAUCCUAAGGAGGAUCGCUGGUUCACACGAGAAGAACUCAUGAGAACGGCACCUCAAGUGAUUGCAGGCUACGAAAGAGCACUCAAAGGGAAGAUGCCUGCUGAAUAAGAGACUUCUCAGAGGACUCACGAAGUAAAGGAGGGAAUGUGAGGAUCAGGGUCCUUGGUAGGCCUACGGGGCCCUGUUUACGGCAUUGCCCGCCCUAAGUGAAGGCGGAGGUGCCUGCCCUAAGUGAAGGCGGGCCUGACAUAUCGCAAGAGGCGCUCGACUAUCAAAUUCAUAUUUUGGGGUCCAGGCAGUUGCGAGGCGCCAGUCGGUUGAGAGAAACUCAGGUCGGGCAACAAAAACAUUUCCACGGC